Anastrepha ludens (Mexican fruit fly) is the source of this 3422-nucleotide messenger RNA. It is a transcript of the gene retm, whose product is annotated as protein real-time. Gene Ontology annotation, cellular component: cytoplasm. NCBI's taxonomy places the organism in Eukaryota, Metazoa, Arthropoda, Insecta, Diptera, Tephritidae. The transcript has 7 exons. Bases 1078 to 3078 code for a protein of 666 amino acids. The record is from RefSeq and is a predicted model, not a curated record.
CCCACUUGAGCAGCUUGUUUGCUCACGGUUUGUGACAUUUGCUUUCUAUUAGGAGAACAACACGGAGGCAUAAAAUUAUAGAACGAAAACAGCACAAUUUUGUAGCUACUUUGAAGCACUCUUCACAAGUAGAAUGCAGAAUUGAAUUUUUUUAUGAUUUUUCCGGAAACGUUCACUAGUGGUAAAACAGAAAAUAUACAAAAUUACAAGUACAAAGUGGUCGUGGCAAAGUGUUUUGUAUUUCGCGUUUAAAAGCGAAAGAGGCAGAUACAUAAAAAAAAAAAAUAAAAUCAGAAAAGCGUUAAAAUUAAAUGCACACAUACAUACAUAAGUACAUAAGUUAAUAGUCAAAGAACACCUUGGUUUAUUGUGUAAUGUCUGCGAACUCCAACAAAACUGGUUGAGAAAACUACCAAGUUGAAGGGUUAGCCUAAUUUUGCAGCAGCAUUAGAAAAAAAAAAAAAACAAAGUAAAUAUAAAAUAAAAUAAACAACGACGUCCGAACUAGACCAACCAGCAAGUAAACAUCAAUUAGCGGAAAUCGAUUCUGCCUUUGUGAAUUUGUAGAGAUUUCUUAGCCAGUUGGUCUAACUGUCGGUCGUUCGCCUUGUGUGGCAUUCGCUCCGCUACAUAAGCAGCAGAUAGUCAGUUGGUCGCUCGCUGGGUCGUUCGUUGGCGUGUGGAGGCUCGAAACCAGCCACUAAUUUUUCUUUUGUUCAUUUUCAUUUCCCUAUUAUUUUUUACUUAUGAAAAACUCGCUCACCGCAAAAAAUUACCUACACUUCUCUUUGUAAUCAGUAAUUGGUGACAAAAUAAACUGUGUCGACGAAAAGUGGAAAACCUGAAAGCACAACAAAUUCUACAAAAAAAAAGUGACGCCAGUCAAAGAAGCUAAGAAAAUACAAUAAAAGUGAGUGUAAGACUACUUAUACACAUUAAAAGACAACAGCAGUAAAAAACCCAAACAACGAAGCAAAUACUGGUGGCAUAAAAGUAUAAAAGAAGAAGCAGCAGAAGCUAGGCGCAUUUCUUGCUCACGAGUUUUCUUGUAACAACAGUGGAGAAGAGCAUUUAACAAUGGUGCAGAAAUUCCAGUCGCCCGUUAGGGUCUACAAACACCCAUUCGAGUUGGUUAUGAAGGCCUACGAAUGCCGCUUCCCCAAAUGUCCACAAAUGCCCAUCGUGCUCGACUGCGAGAUCGUCAAAGAUGAAGUCUUAGAUAAUGGCGCCAAACGCAACACGAGUCGUCGCUGCAAAUUGGCCGUGGAUGCGCCAUACAUUUUCAAAAAGUUAAUAGGUGUGGACUUUGUAUAUUUCUUGCAACACAACUACCUCGAUCUGGCUAAUCGGACACUCAAUAUUGAGGCUGUGAACGAGAGUUUCUCGUCGCGCAUUGAAAUUUUCGAACGCUGCCGUUACUAUGCGCAUCCCGACAAUCCCGAUUGGACUUGUUUCGACCAGACAGCCACACUGGAUAUUAAGAACUUUUUCGGUUUCGAACACUCCAUGGAGAAGAUGGGCAUGAAACAGUAUACGCAAACAACGCUAAAGGGUAAAGAAAUCAUUGAGUAUUUCAUAGAUCAAUUGAAGGAACAGGGUGUAACCGAAGUGGAGCGUUGGGUGCCGCCAGUCGAUGCACCCUGUUCGCCGACCACGCGUGAGGCAAGCGAAGAACCAACUAUGCAACAACAAAAGGAUAGCGAAAGGCGCCGCUCCUCACACGAUGUGCUACUCGAUGGUGACUUUAUAGCGAAAAAUUUGGGCGCUCUAACGCCAAUGCAGGCAUCAAAACUGUUGGAGCUGCGAAAAAUGCUGAAUGGUGUCGAAGACUUGGAAAAAAUGCCAAGUUAUCAGACCAUACUGCGUUUUUUGACAGCACGCGAUUGGCAUGUGAACCAAGCAUUCACAAUGCUCAAAGACUCGCUUAAGUGGCGAAAGGAACACAACAUUGACUCAUUGGUUAAGGAAUAUAAGGCACCAGCAGUGGUAGUAAAUCACUUUCCCGGCGCUUGGCAUCAUCACGACAAGGAUGGGCGUCCGAUUUACAUACUACGUUUGGGUCAUAUGGAUGUGAAGGGCCUACUGAAGUCUAUUGGCACUGAAGGCUUGCUGAAACUCACGCUACACAUUUGUGAAGAGGGCAUGCAGCGUAUCAAGGAAUCGGCUGAAAGGUUGGGACAACCAGUGCUGAGUUGGUGUCUGCUUGUAGACUUGGAGGGCCUCUCUAUGCGCCAUCUCUGGCGGCCGGGCGUAAAAGCUCUGCUUAAUAUCAUUGAGACAGUCGAGCACAAUUAUCCCGAAACGAUGGGUCGUGUGCUGGUGGUGCGUGCGCCGCGCGUUUUCCCCAUUGCCUGGACCAUUGUUAGCACAUUUAUAAAUGAAAAUACACGCUCGAAAUUCCUAUUCUACGGCGGACCCGACUGCUUGCACAUGAAGGACGGCCUAGAGCAAUACAUCGAUUCGGAGAUCAUACCAGACUUUCUGGGUGGUCCAUGUAAGACACUCAUUCAUGAGGGAGGACUUGUGCCAAAAACACUCUACAAAAUGAAUUCACUGGAGGAAGACGAUGCAGAAGAGGAGGAGAAGAAACCGCAAGAGGUUGACGCCUUAGUGCACGAACAUCGUAGCCUGUAUAAGACAGUCGAAUUGAGAACCGGUUAUAUGCACGAGGUGAUCAUACCCAAUCAGGAUCCGAAAAGUGUACUCACAUGGGAUUUUGAUGUGACGCGCAGUGACCUACACUUUACAUUGUAUCGCGCAACAAAGGAGCUGCCGCCAAAAACCGAUACCGCCGUUUCCAUAUUUGAUCUGAACGAUUUCAUCGAAGGCGAGCACUAUUUCAAGGAGGAACCAACGCUCAUUUGUCGACACCGUGAAAGUGUACAGGGCUCCCAUGUAAUGCAUCACACGCACUCCUACAUAAUGCAAUGGUUCAGUCCGUCUUGCGGCCCCGAAGGCCCAGCACAGCUGAACUUCUUCUACGAAGUGCUCAGCUCGGCCAACUACAAAGGCUCCAUGACCAGUCUGCAAUCAGGUUUCUCAUCAUCGUCAGCUGCCAGCUCAUGUCAGAGUCGAUGAUAUGAAGUGAAAGAUGGUACGGCCUGUAGCAGUACAUCAGCGCUGAUGGACAAUGGCAAAGUGUUGGGAAAGGCGGGGAAGCAGCAACACAACGGUGAGGAGCUGCAUGAGCACGGCAUCAUUGCAGCCGAUUCGCUGAUGGAGAAGACACUGAAUUGAGCAAAAAAUGAGAGUGUGUGUGUAGAGCAAAUGAAUACACAAUUAACUUUAAUAUUCAAUUUAAUUAAAAUAAUUUUAUAGUUUAAAAUGCUAAUAUGGAAUAGUUUGAUAGUUUAAUAAUAAAAUUUACACGCAUAGAUGCUACAAAUUAAUUUUAGUUUAUAAAUUAAAAAACACAAACAACA